AUGCUACCGUUCCACGACCACGGAGAGAUCUCUCGCAGAUUAGAGCUGACAAGAUCUUUGUUGGCCCCGACAAUAGAGUUUAGCGUAAAUCGAACUAUUGUAGUCUUGGGGAGAUUAGCGAGUUUCGCCGUCCCCUUGGUGCUCGGGCGGCGACUGUGCAGUGAGUCCGUGCGCCGCCCACCCAAGUCGCCGCGGCCCCUUCGCAGAAGCAAAGCGAGGCGGCAUUCAAAUCCGCGCGCACCGCGACUCCCGCAUACCGAUUCGACGCCCGACGAAUCGGUAUGGCUGACGGCAAAAAGCCGGCUGAGCAGACAUCCGUCCACAGCGUACCGAUGGCCGUUCACGCCUUCUACGGCGCUC
Iphiclides podalirius (scarce swallowtail) is the source of this 360-nucleotide messenger RNA. Lineage: Eukaryota; Metazoa; Arthropoda; Insecta; Lepidoptera; Papilionidae. The record is from the annotation of a GenBank genome assembly.